ACUGAGUUAGUUAACUCAAUUUGCUGAACGAUUUUCGUUUGAAAGUUGCUAAUUAAACUGAGUAAAAAUGUUUAAGCAUUUUUCAGCGAUUGUUUUUCUUGCAUUAUUUUCAUUUGCUUACUCACAGGUCUCGCCAGGCCAAUGUAAUGACAAAGACAGAAAGAAUGUUAAAGCGGUAAAAUCUUUCCAAGCAAAGAAGUUUGCAGACAAUGGGGCGCCAUAUUACGCUAUAAUGGCAAACUCACCUAUCUUCGAUUGCCGGGUCGAACGUUAUUUUGCAACGAGUUCUAAAAACUUGCUUACCGUUUAUGAACACAAAAAUCUAACCACCGGUGUAAAAGUUAGAGGGCAAGGUGUAGUAAAAGUAUCACACGGUUCCCAAUUACAAGGGAUAGAAUUAGAUUAUCCCAAAGAACCUAAACGAUCUGUAUUUAAAGUCAUUGGAGUUAAAUACGGUGAAUUCGCCAUUCUUUACCAAUGCUCCAACAUUGACAAGGCUCACAGACGGGAAUUUCUCUAUGUUCUAAGCCGCGAGAAUUAUUUGUCAUCAAAACUAGUAUUAGAAGCGAGUGAUAUCCUCGAUGCUAACGGUAUCGAUAAAGAUUUUCCACUUCCUGGUAUUCAACAGGACCUACAAGCCUGUGCAUAAUAAUAUAAUAAUAAAACUGUGUAUCUUGGCGGAAACUGAAUAAAAUCAAAUUAAUAAGCAAUGUGAA
Molecule: messenger RNA, 716 nt
Organism: Agrilus planipennis (emerald ash borer)
Lineage: Eukaryota; Metazoa; Arthropoda; Insecta; Coleoptera; Buprestidae
Exons: 4
Coding region: 68-649 (193 amino acids)
Source: RefSeq, a predicted model, not a curated record